CCCCAAGGACCUGAGACCCCCAAGGACCCCGAGGACCCAGGAUCUUGUGGACCCCAGAUCCUAAGGACCCAAAGACCACGGGACACCAAGGACCCAAAAAUCCCCAGGCCCCAAAGACCCCAAGAACUGAGGACUCCGAAGACCUCGAGGACCCAAGGAGCCCGAGACCCCAAGACUGAGGACCUGAGACCCUGAGAACCAAGGACUCAAGGACCCCGGGACUCCGAGGAAAAUGGCCUUCAGCAAUCUCACGUUGAGCGUUGCUCGACUCUACGGGGACUGGAUCAAAAAUGCCGACCCGCGGGUCGGGGAGUGGCCCCUCAUGUCGUCCCCACUGCCUCAGGCGGCCAUCCUGACGGCCUACAUCUACUUCGUCACCUUGCUGGGGCCGAAGCUCAUGGAAAACCGAAAGCCAUUUGACCUGAAGAAACCGAUGGUGGCCUACAACUUCCUCAUGGUGGCCUACUCCCUGUACAUGUGCUAUGAGUUUGUCAUGUCCGGCUGGGGCACGGGCUAUUCUUUCCGGUGUGACCUGGUCGACUACUCCACCUCCCCUGCGGCCUUAAGAAUGGCCUGGACCUGCUGGCUCUACUACUUCUCCAAGUUCAUCGAGCUCCUGGACACGAUCUUUUUCGUCCUGCGGAAGAAAACCAGCCAAGUGACGUUCCUGCACGUGUUCCACCACACCAUCAUGCCCUGGACCUGGUGGUUCGGAGUCAAGUUCGCUCCAGGCGGCUUGGGGACAUUCCACGCCCUGUUGAACUCGGCGGUGCACGUUGUCAUGUACUCCUACUACGGCCUGAGCGCGCUGGGGCCCACCUUUCACAGCAUCCUUUGGUGGAAGAAGCAUCUGACCUCCCUCCAGCUGGUGCAGUUCGUGGUGGUGACCGUCCACAUCGGCCAGUUCUUCUUCAUGCCGGACUGCGAGUACCAGUUCCCCAUCUUCGUGUACAUCAUCCUGAGCUACGGCGUCAUCUUCCUCCUCCUGUUCCUGCACUUCUGGUACCGCGCCUACACCCAGGGCCGGCGCCUGCCCAAGGCCUGCAGGAACGGCGUCGGCCACGCCAAAAUGCCCUGAGCCCGCUGCCUACCGCCCACCUUGCCUCCCAGGGGACCGGCGGCGCCCUGUGACCACCGGCCGGCCUCGGGGGGAAGCCCGCCCCGGGGAGAUGGACAGACGGACCUGAUGCUUCCCAACUGCCCU
This is a messenger RNA of Tachyglossus aculeatus (Australian echidna), 1204 nucleotides long. It is a transcript of the gene ELOVL7, whose product is annotated as ELOVL fatty acid elongase 7. The record is from RefSeq and is a predicted model, not a curated record. The transcript has 7 exons. Gene Ontology annotation, molecular function: fatty acid elongase activity. Gene Ontology annotation, biological process: fatty acid elongation, polyunsaturated fatty acid; sphingolipid biosynthetic process; fatty acid elongation, saturated fatty acid. Lineage: Eukaryota; Metazoa; Chordata; Mammalia; Monotremata; Tachyglossidae. The coding region runs from base 233 to 1078 and encodes 281 amino acids. Gene Ontology annotation, cellular component: endoplasmic reticulum; endoplasmic reticulum membrane.